Molecule: messenger RNA, 1801 nt
Organism: Exophiala dermatitidis NIH/UT8656
Lineage: Eukaryota; Fungi; Ascomycota; Eurotiomycetes; Chaetothyriales; Herpotrichiellaceae
Exons: 5
Coding region: 336-1388 (350 amino acids)
Cellular component (GO): nucleus; cytoplasm
Molecular function (GO): RNA binding
Source: RefSeq, a predicted model, not a curated record
GCCGUACUACAGCCUGAUAAGUACGAGACAGUCCAACCCUGUUAGUAGGUGCCUGACACUGCCGUGCCCUAACGCUAGUCCUAAACCGGCAUUUCUGGGGUGCCAAGUCUUCGCCCGAGAAUUCCUCACGCAUUGAACUCGCGCAGACACUGCAGCCCGACCGACCUUACCUGUAGGCAUUACCUCACCACCGCUCAAUCAGGCACUCAUCCUACUCGACUUGACAAGGUCCUACAUUUCGGGACAUUGUCUGGGUCGAGCGUCUACCACCUUCCAGCUCGAGUUGGAGUUUCAAUAAAGCAAGCCUUCACGGAAGGCGCUCGAGAGGAAACGUCAUGGCGACCGACGUUAAAAGUAAGAACCUCUACGAGUUAUUGGGCAAUACCUCGGACCAGGACUCUGAUCGCGAGCCUGAACCACCCACCAAGGCGGUCGAAAAGCCAGUUCCCCGACAUGGCAAACGCAAUGCGCCAGAAGUUACCCCUGUCGAGGCAGCUGGAAAUGUAGCUGUUCGUGGCCGUGGUGGUCGGAGAGGAGGUGGUUUCAGUGCAAAUGAAGCUGCAUUCCGUGACCGAGCCACUGGCAGAGAUUACAACCGUGAAAAGCCUGCUGAGGCCGGUGAUCGUCCCAUCCGUGAACGCGGUCCUGGUGCUCGCCGUGUUGGCCGCGGCCGUGGACCUCGCCGUGGCGGUGAUUUUGGUGAUCGACACAGCCGCACCGGUGUGAGCGACCAUCCCAAGCAAGUUGAGCACGGCUGGGGCGAGAACACUGGCGAGGGUGAAUGGGCCGACGAGAGAGCCGGAGAAGCCAUUGCCAAACAGGAAGAAAAGGAAGGAUGGGACGCCGGAACCGCGGAAGCCUACAACGAGAACGCCGAACCCGUCACCAUUCCCGAAGGCGGUGAACCUAUCCCUGACCCUGAAGCCGAGCCAGAGAGCAACACAAAGUCCUAUGCCGAAUACUUGGCGGAGCAAGCUGCGAAGAAGCUUGAAGGACUUGGUCUGAAGGAAGCCCGUGCUCCCAACGAAGGCGCCAAGGAUGACAAGAAGUGGAAGUCGGCUAAGGAAUUGGCCAAGGAUGACAACGAGGACUACUUCAAGGGCGAAGAGAAGACAAAGGCCCAGCGAGAGCGUGCUCAGAAGAAGGAGUUCCUCAACAUCGACUACACCUUCAAGGAGCCACCGCGCGAAUCCCGUGGUCGUGGAGGUAGCCGAGGCGGUCGAGGCCGUGGCGAUCGUGGUGGUGAACGUGGCGCUUUCCGUGGUGACCGUGGCGGCCGAGGUGAAUUCCGUGGACGAGGACGUGGCGGCCGUGGCCGUGGUGGCAGUGAUGCUCCUGCAGUCCCAGUCGACGACGAGAAUGCUUUCCCCAGCCUGGGUGGAAAGUAAAUCACUCCAAGUGAUCUUUCAACCGCACCGUGCACACACGAGAAAGUACACAGACAUCUCCUUCUGAACGGACAUUCCCCUAAAGACAGUCCCCUUGAUUUGCGCGGUCUUCAUCCUGGUGGCUAUGAAGCUUGAAACAAGCCUUCAUAAAAGGUGCAUCGGGUUCUAAUUGAGUGCACUCGAGAUCUUCAAAAGCAUCCAGCAGGGAUCAGGGAAAGGAGGGAUUUUGUUCUACAGUCUCAAGCAGGCUUGAUCCUGGCCGGCUUGGAAUCGUGUAACAUAUGCUUUCUUGCUUUUGAACCUGGUCGAUGCAGAAUGGAACUCAAAUUGAUCAAAUUGAUUUUCCUGUUUCGUCCAUGUACUCGUGUAGAUCCGCCCAUAUCGUGAUUCCAUCCUAAGGUAUUCCUGAUCCG